Molecule: messenger RNA, 4585 nt
Organism: Scophthalmus maximus (turbot)
Lineage: Eukaryota; Metazoa; Chordata; Actinopteri; Pleuronectiformes; Scophthalmidae
Product: FERM, ARHGEF and pleckstrin domain-containing protein 1-like
Exons: 27
Coding region: 325-3435 (1036 amino acids)
Cellular component (GO): cytoskeleton
Molecular function (GO): guanyl-nucleotide exchange factor activity; cytoskeletal protein binding
Source: RefSeq, a predicted model, not a curated record
ACUUGUUUGAGGAGAUUAGGGUUAAGUCCCGGGAGGAUCUUCGCCGUGUUCCUUUGGUGAUCCCGUGGAUUUUUCAAGGGAAGGGAAACCCACUGUCACUCGUGUGUGUGUGUGUGUGUGUGUGUGUGUGUGUGUGUGGAAGACCUUCGCUUGCAGCCAGUAAGUGUCCGAUCCGUCCUCCAGCCGCGGGGUUGCAUUGCACAAGAGUCUAUGUGCUGUGCGCAAACCGCGUCGUGACAUUUGAAACGAUCGAACGCGUCGGUGCGCGGAGAGCGCGCGUCCGCGGCCGCUGCUCAGGCUGGGCAGUGAGCAGCGCAUUGUACCAUGGUAGAGCCUGACCCGGAACAAAUGGCCUCUGGAGCUGGCCAGCGUCUCGGAGCCCCAGAGACUCUUGGCAUCAGUACGUUGGACCCCGGACACAAACCUCCGUCCAUGCCCUCCGGACGACAUGUUACCAUCAGGGUCCGUAUGUUGGACGACACAGAGGAGCUCUUUGACAUCUCGCAAAAGGCCUCAGGCAAAGUGCUGUUUGACCUGGUGUGCUCCCACAUGAACCUCAUAGAGGGCGACUACUUUGGCUUGGAGUUUCAGAACCAUCAAAAGAUGACGGUUUGGUUAGAUCAUAUCAAGCCCAUUAUCAAGCAGCUCCGACGACCGAAGCACACGAUCCUGAGGUUUGCUGUGAAGUUCUUCCCUCCCGACCAUGCCCAGCUACUGGAGGAGUUGACAAGGUACCUAUUUGCCCUCCAGAUCAAACAGGAUCUUUCCUGUGGACGUCUGACCUGCAAUGACAGCAGUGCCGCGCUGAUGGUCUCCCACAUUAUCCAGUCUGAGAUUGGGGACUUUGAGGAGAGUCAGUGUCGGUCACACCUCCUCAACAACAACUACAUCCCUGAUCAAAUGCCCCUGAUUGACAAGAUCAUGGAGUUUCACUCAAAGAAUCUAGGACUAACACCAUCAGAAUCGGACUAUCAGUUACUAGAAGUGGCGCGUAGGCUGGAGAUGUACGGGAUUCGCCUUCACCCCGCCAAGGAUCGCGAGGGCACGGACUUGAGCUUGGCUGUGGCGCACACCGGUGUCCUGGUCUUUCAGGGACACACAAGGAUUAACGCUUUCAACUGGUCUAGAGUUCGCAAACUGAGCUUCAAGAGGAAACGCUUCCUCAUCAAGCUGAGGCCAGAUUUAAAUAGUUCGUAUCAGGACACUCUGGAGUUUCUGAUGGCCAGCAGGGACUGUUGCAAAGUCUUCUGGAAGAUCUGUGUUGAGUACCACGCCUUCUUCCGCCUCUUUGAGGAACCCAAGCCCAAACCCAAGCCUGUGCUCUUCACACGAGGUUCCUCCUUCAGAUUCAGCGGCCGCACGCAGAAGCAGGUGAUUGAUUACGUGAAGGAGUCUGAGUUCAAGAAGAUCCCGUUUGACAGGAAACACAGUCGGGUGCAACACAACAGCCGCCUGUCGCCGUUGCCUUCUGCGCGUCACCAUGAAGUGCCAACAGAAAGGGGCGGCCCCGGCGACAGAGUCGACUCUCCUCUCCAGCAGCAUUGGACAGAGUCGGUGUUGGUGAGUGCGGAAAACCCCUCAGCCUCACGGCCGACGAGGGCGAGCCCCUCCCACCGGAUCAACGGCCACGACAACAGAACGGGGUCUGUGUCUGGGACAGAGGAGAGGAGAGGCUCAACACGCCAGACCCCACCAGAGCAUCAGAGUACAGCUGUGGCGUCCAACAGUCCCCACCUGUCGCCGUCCUCCGCUCACUCCCACGGCAUGGUCAACGGGCAGAAGUCACUGGAGCUGUGCGGCCAGAGUCCCGACGGCCGGCAGCCGUCCCCGCUCACCAGCCCGCUGCUCUACGACGCCGGCAGCGUUCGCACUGACGACGAGGACGACGUUCGGAGGAAGAGGUUUCCAACAGAUCGGGCCUACUUCAUUGCCAAGGAGCUGCUGACCACAGAGAGAACGUAUCUGAAGGACCUGGAGGUGAUAACUGUGUCUUUUCAGAGUGCAGUGGGACAAGAUGAGGCCACGCCGGACUCUCUGAAGAGCAGCGUCCUCUCCACCUUCGAGCCUCUGCACAAGUUCCACACAGGUUUUCUCAGGGAGGUGGAGCAGAGGCUGGCUCUGUGGGAAGGACGUUCCAACGCUCACAUCAAAGGAGACUACCAGCGCAUUGGCGAUGUCAUGUUGAAGAACCUUCAAGGUUUGAAGCCGCUGACAGCCAGCCUGCACAAGCAGUCUGAAGUUCUGUUGGAGCUGGAGAAGGCGUGCAGGGCGUCCCGCAAGCUGGAGGGUCUCUGCAGGGACUUUGAGCUGCAAAAGGUCUGUUACGUCCCACUGAAUGUCUUCAUUCUGCGGCCGCUGCACCGCCUCAGUCACUACAAGCAGAUCCUGGAGCGCCUGUGCAAACACUACCCCGCCACCCACGUGGACUUCAGGGACUGCAGAGCUGCUCUGGCAGACGUGUCCGAGGUGGUGGACCAGCUCCAGGGGAGCCUGAUCAAGAUGGAGAACUUCCAGAAGCUCUUGGAGCUGAAGAAGGAUUUGAUCGGCGUCGACAAUCUCGUUGCUCCUGGUCGGGAGUUCAUCCGGUUAGGUUGCCUCAGCAAACUGUCUGGAAAAGGCCUACAGCAGCGAAUGUUCUUCUUGUUCAACGAUGUCAUAUUGUACACGAGUCGAGGGAUGACGGGGACCAAUCAGUUCAAAGUGCACGGACAGCUGCCGCUGCAUGGCAUGACAAUCAGGGAGAGUGAAGAUGAGUGGGGUGUGCCUCACGCCUUCACGCUGGUUGGACAGCGACAGUCGGUGGUGGUGGCUGCGAGUUCACUGACAGAGAUGGAGAAGUGGAUGGAGGACAUACAGACGGCCAUAAAGACGGCAAAAACCAGCAACGGGCCGUCGUCUGACCUGCUGAGCUGCAACCUGACGGACAACAAAUGCCCUGAGGACUCCUCGGUGGAGGCAGAGUCUGAGGAUGACGCGACCGCGUCGCACACCGCGCUGGAGAGGCCCGCCCCUCACCGUGGUAACACCAUGGUGCACGUGUGCUGGCACAGGAACACCAGUGUGUCCAUGGUGGACUUUAGCAUAGCUGUGGAGAAUCAACUGUCAGGAAAUCUACUGAGGAAGUUCAAGAACAGUAACGGCUGGCAGAAGCUCUGGGUGGUCUUCACCAACUUCAGCCUGUUUUUCUACAAGUCUCACCAGGAUGAUUAUCCUCUGGCCAGCCUUCCUCUGCUGGGCUACUCGGUCACCGUCCCCUCGGACUCUGAAAACAUUCACAAGGACUACGUCUUCAAGCUGCAUUUCAAGUCCCACAUCUAUUAUUUCCGAACAGAGAGUGAAUACACGUUUGAGAGGUGGAUGGAGGUCAUCCGCAGCGCCACGGUCCCCUCCAGGCACAACCGCGUGCUGAACAACAAAGAGUCCCAUCCUCACUGAGUUCACUCGUUUCCACGCUCCGUCUCCCCUCGGGUGGCAUCCGCUCUUCCUGCCCCGCCCCACUGGACUCUUUGCUUUUCUUUUCUACAUAAACCCGGGACAUUUGUACAUGUGUCCAUGCACAUUUGGUGCUUUUUAAUGCUUUAAUGGUGACAUGUCCGCUGGUUUAGACUGCAUCAGAGACUGCAUUUUUUGGCAUUUUUACUCUCAACUCUGAAACCUCUUUUUAAGGAUGUCAUUUUAUACUGUUUUCUAAUGGUCUGAACCACUUCCUAUCUUUCUGGUUUUACAUUUUUGCCAUCGGUUGUUUUUACAGCAGUAAACACGUCGAUAUAGAUAUUCAGAAUCCUUUCAUAGAUGAUAAAACCAUCACUGCAUUGUCAUAACACUUUUGUCUACUUGUUUGUUUUAUUCAAAACAGCUGCUUUCAAAAGAAAAAAUGUCCUGCAACUUCAGUGCCAAACUGUUUAUAUCGACAUCCUGGAACUUUUUAAUGCUAUUUUGUUACAUUGGGGAUAAUGCGAUAUACCAUGAGAUUAAAAAGAAAAUCAUGUAAAACAGGUCACCUUUUAAAGGUCAAUGCUGCGUUCACACCUGGCCCAGCACAAUGUGUUCAUGUUGAAAAAAGGUGAUGAAAAUACAAAAUUAUUUUGUUGUAUUAUUAUUGACAUAACCCUAGGAUUGAUAAGAGUGUGGCCAGACGUAGCUGCCAUCACCACUAAUGCCAUUUUAAGUAAAUAUUCUAUUUGCUGAUGUUUGUUGUAUGAAUACGUCUCAGACUGUUAAUCUUUUUCCUUAUGAAUCUUAAGUUCCCCUCCAGCAGUGAAAUGCAAGAGAAUUGUUCAUAAUCAUUGUAUUAUGAAGAUGAGUGUAAUUGAAAGCUUUAAGGAUUAUGUGUGAAACAAAGUAGAGACUUUCAGUUUUAAGUGCUGUCGCCCUCACUGAACUAGGCUGCCUCCCGUAUUAUGAAGACACCAGAUCUUUUUUUUUAUGGGUCUAAAUUAAUGGAAAUAUGCAUUUGACAGGGUUUUUGCGGUGACGCAAAUGAGAUGGGAAAACCUCAGUUCUGCUGUAGAAUUGCAGUUGUUUUUUUCCAGACAUCAGAGAGCUCUUUGGAAAUGAAAGCAAUAAAAACACAUUCAAACUUUGA